Mya arenaria is the source of this 5663-nucleotide messenger RNA. RefSeq names its product zinc finger and BTB domain-containing protein 11-like. Gene Ontology annotation, biological process: regulation of transcription by RNA polymerase II. The coding region runs from base 114 to 3311 and encodes 1065 amino acids. NCBI's taxonomy places the organism in Eukaryota, Metazoa, Mollusca, Bivalvia, Myida, Myidae. Gene Ontology annotation, cellular component: nucleus. Gene Ontology annotation, molecular function: DNA-binding transcription factor activity, RNA polymerase II-specific; RNA polymerase II transcription regulatory region sequence-specific DNA binding. The transcript is spliced from 3 exons. The record is from RefSeq and is a predicted model, not a curated record.
CGCACUUGAGUUAAUGGCGUGUCUGUUUUGGUGAGGACUUUUACAACGCGAAAGUUCUCAACUUCCUGUUGAUUUGUGGCUUUCUCCUCCUGUAGUGCUUGGUUUGUGUGGUUAUGGAGACUUCAGCUGAGGACCCUGAUGAUGUGUACACGUGUGGUGUUUGCUACGCCAAGAUCAACAUCAGCGACCUGACCAACCAUGUGUUCCUACACGAUGACUACUCAGCCUUCUCGUAUGAUGAAACUACAAAGAUUAUUGAACCAAUCACUGAGGCAGUCAAGAAUAACAUAGUGAAUGUUGAGGUUGCUGAUUCUGGAGAUGUCCAUAGCCAGGCUUACAACUUGGCCACAACAGCAUCAGCCCUGGUGGACCUGGGGACAGGGCCAGACCAGCAGGGAGCAGCGGACCAGCAAAUCGGCUCCGAUCAGGUGGCUAUCAUGUACGACCACCAAACACAGCAGGACGAUAACACAGUUGUGACACUCGCUGACGAAAAAUCUGUUCCCCUAAGUGUUUUCCCAAAUAUGUCACAAAUUCCUGUUUCUCUUACUAAUUUCAAUGUCCAGAUAGGUGGGGCUUCUAUUUCCUCUUCUGUUGUCCAAGAGCCUGAUAUUUCAGAAAGAACAAGUCUAGUUGGUCUUCAGUUGAACCCAUCCGAUGAUUCCAAGGUUCAAUAUAUAACCAUUCAGAAGCCAGAUUCCAACCCACAACCGGCUGUCUCAAAGGAAUCAAUAGCACAAAGCAAUUUGUCAGCAUACCUUAAAGCUACAGUUCCAACUGUUAGCAAGUUGAGCACAUUGAAUGAAAUUUUUGUUUGGAAUAGAGGAAGAAAUUUGAAAUCAGGAGAAACAGUGACCAAUGUCCAGGCACCUAUUAUAGAGAAUGGAGUAAGCAGACUGGCUGAAUGUGCAGUUGUUUUCCUUAGACAUGUUCCUUUAGAUAGAAACUCAAACAAACGUUUUGGUGAAGCAGAAACAUCGUGUGAGGAGGUUCCAAAUGUAGAUGGUCUCGAUGAGAUGGCUAUUGAGAUGGUUCUUGAUUCCAGGAGGCAUAUGAUGAAGAAGAAGCAUGGAAAGCCAGGGCGUCAGAUGGAAGUUUACAAGUACAAAGAGACUGGAAUGUCUGACACAAUUGCUAAGGAGCUCAGGAAGUCAAUGUUGAAAGACAGCCCUGCAGUUGCUAAGUACCUCCAAUCCAUGAACAUUCCAAAUGAUGAUUUACAAGAAUUAGAGAGUUAUGCUUCACAACAACAGCAGCAUGCGCAGAGUGGGGAUAGAUUGGUACAUGGUACCUCUAGUCAAGGAAGCCAAACCUCUGACAUUCCUUCAGAUAAUGCCAUACAAACACAGUCAAUGAUGGUAAUGACUUCGAAUGGACAGGUCUACACAACUCUUGAGCCAGUUGGAAACAAGCAAACUGUACAUACUGAUACAUCAAAUUUUGAUGCUGUGAAUGCUUUAGUUGAAGCUGCAGUUCAAAUGGAAAAUGAUGAUAAUACAAAAGGGCAUGUUACUAUGGACACUGAGCCGAUAGAAAAUAAUGAUUACAUCAUAGUAGAGCCACAUAAUGAUGAUACAGAGGUGAUUACUGAGGAUGGAAAUGAAAAGAUAGCCAUGAGGUCAGAUGAGAUAGCUGAGAUGGACACCGAGACAGCUGAUGUGGAAGGAGAAUCAGAGGUUAGGCCAGCAGGCAACAUUGAAGAAAAUGUAGGUGAUCAGAUUGUUGGCACAAUUACAACAGAUAUUGAAAGCAUAUCAGAUGAUAUAGAUUUGGCCAAACUGGAUGGCACAUCCGUUGCAUCUAAGGAUCCCUCUAUAAAGCAGGAAAUUAUUGAAACACCAGUGAGAAAAAGCUCUAGGUUGCAGAUCAAGAAAGAAGUAAAAGGUUCACAAAGUCCAAAAACCAAAGUUGUCAAAAUAAGGAUAAAACAGAAGUCUGGCACUAGUCCAAAUAUUAGUAACAUAGAUGUUGACACCCUUGGAAAGAAAUAUGGAUACUUUUGUUCAAUUUGCAAUAUAAAGCUUCCACCUGAGACUGUUUUGAAAGAACAUCUUGAGUCACAUAGAACAACAAAGAAAGUUGCUGUCGAGAAAAAGACAGAGCAGUCAAAUAAAGUUCUUUUGUAUUAUUGUUCCCUUUGUAACAAAAUGUUCCCGAGUGAAGAAGAGCUGAAGAUACAUUGCCAGCAACACAAGGCUUAUCAUGAUUUUGAUGCAGAGGCUGAAGAGGAUGAAGUUGAAUGUACAGCAGUUAGACAAGACGAUUUUGAGGCAGAUAGAUACUGGGAAGAGGGGGAGUAUGAAAACCCUUCUGGAACUGUGGUUACUGUCAAACGACUAAAGACUAGGGCAGCUGUGAAAAAGGUAGAACAUUCACUAGUGUGUAAUAUCUGUGACAAGGAGUUCUACAACAGGAGUACCUUGUAUGCUCACAAGAAGACCCAUGGAAGGGUGGAGGAUAAUGAUUUCUCCAAGUGCCCUAAAGGGUGCGGCCAGAAGUUUAAGAGCGAGAUAGAGGUUGACUUGCAUGGACCUUUUUGUGUGAAGAAUAUAGAAGGACCGAGAGAAAGGGUGUGCAGUGAGGAUGAAGAUGAAGGGCUGAGGUGUCCCUUCUGUAGGAAGGACUUUGAAACAAAAGCAAAGAAGAAGUUUCAUUCCUUAGUCUGUCAGUCUAGGCCUGAAGAGGAGUGUCCUAUUUGUAACUUUAAGUGUAGAGGGCAGCUUGCUAUGAGUAAACAUCAAGUGAAGACCCAUGGUAUAAAGCCAUAUAAAUGUAAUAUAUGCGACAGAGAGUUUAAGCUGAAGGGUUCUCUCAGGGAUCACAUAAAGUCAAGUCACACUGAUGCGAAACACACAUGUGAGCAUUGUGGGAAGAAAUUUGUCAAGCUCAAUGUAUACAAGCGCCACUUGUUUGUCAUACAUGGUGGCUUCAGGUACCCGUGCAACUAUUGCCAUAAGAAAUUUAAGGACAAACGUUGUUGGAGAAUUCAUGAGAAUUCCCACAAAGGAAUGUACGAGUAUUCCUGUGUACAGUGUAGAAUGUCAUUCAGCAAAGCCCCAGACUACAAGAUACACAUGAUCGAGGUGCAUAAUAUAGAGGGAACUGAAGCGUUAGAGCUGAAUAAAGAGGCCAAGAAGAUACGACAAAAACUGUGCAAGGUGGCUUGUUCGUAUUGUAAAGAGAAAUUCCCUCUUGAGGGGGCAUUUCUACACCAUCUUCAGAAGGUCCAUAACCUUAAUCAGACAGAAGCAUUUGAAGAAUUCAAUAAAGUUUGCCCUAAUGCCCAGUUUGAUGUAUUGGAAACGGAAUAGUGUUGAAAUUGACUAUGUAUGUUAUUCAUAUGAUGCUUUACAUUUGUUGUGGGGUGAGCUAAUCCCACAUUUAAAUGUUUCGAGGCAAUGACGCUAAAAUCAAAUUACUGUACUGGUAUGAAUUGGUAGUCAAAUAGAAUUUUAUAUACUUUUAAUUGUAAAUUCAUUACCGGUAUGUCACCUAAGAAUGCAAAGUACCAGGUGGUUUCAUAUAUCAAAGGGGUGCAUGCAAGACUUAAGUAAAUACCUGAAUUUAUAGAAGGGCUUAAUAUGGUCUUGCAGGCACCCCUCAGUUUGAAAGUUGUAAGAUCAACAUCUCCUGUCUAGCUCCUGGGUGAUACCAAUCUAUUAUUCCUGUUCUUGACACCAUACGAUUAUAUUUCGUUUUGGGGGGUUAAUGGCUUUUUACAAUUUUGUUUGUUAUUUUUUGUAUUAUUAUUGUUUUGAUUAAUUAAGAGUUAGCUGAAUUACUGUUGAUGGAGAAUGACUAUUAUAUGUAAGUGUUGUUGAUAACUUGGCACCGCAUUAGAGAUCAACUGUUCAUUGAAUAAAUUAAUAUUUUUUUAUCAUUUGUAUCAGCUAUAUUGAUUAUUUAUUCCAUUUUGCAUAUUUGACAUCUUUUCAAUGACAGUUUUAGCAGUUGUAAUGUCUUUUUAUGCAUUUUCAUAUUAAGCCUAUAUCCAUUUUUAUUGUAUGGAGCAUACAUGUAUUGAAUAAUUUUUAUAAAGGCUGAUUCUGACAUUAUUUAGUUAUUUGUCUGAAACUGUUCGCACUAUUCAAUUAAGGUGAAUUAUGUUCUAUCAAAAGACAUAUUUAUGUUAAAAAGAUGUAAGCAGAGAUAAGAAUCUUUAUGGUAAGAAAAUCACAUGUUUGUUUAGAAGAUGGUACCAACAGUGUUUGUUUUCAUUUUUAGCUCACCUGAACACGAAGUGCUCAAGGUGAGCUAGUGUGAUCUCCCUGUGUCUGUUGUCCUUUGUCGUCAACAAUUUGACUGUUUACUCUCUAGAGGUCACAAUUUGGGCUCAAUCUUAAUGAAACUUGGUCAGAAUGUUACCCUCAAUAAAAUCUUGGAUGAGUUCGAUAUUGGGUCAUCUGGGGUUAAAGACUAUGUCACUAGGUCAAAUUAAAGACAACGCUUGUUAACACUAUAGAGGUCACAUUUAUGCCUGUAUCUUCAGGAAACUUGGUCAGAAUGUAAAUAAUAAUAAUUUCUAGGUCAAGUUCGAAUCUGGGUCAUGCGCGGUCAAAAACUAGGUCACCAGGUCAAAUGGACGGAAAAGCUUGUAAACAAUCUAGAGGUCACAUUUAUGACUGUAUCUUCAUGAAACUUGGUCAAAAUGUUAAUAUUAUUAAUCUCUAGGUCAAGUUCGAAUCUGGGUCAUAUGCGGUCAAAAACUAGGUCUCCAGGUCAAAUUGAAGGAAAAGCUUGUAAACAAUCUUGAGGUCACAUUUAUGACUGUAUCUUCAUGAAAGUUGGUCAGAAUGUUUAUAUUAAUAAUCUUUAAGUCGAGUUUAAAUCUGGGUCAUGUGCGGUCAAAAACUAGGUCACCAGGUCAAAUCAUAGGAAAAGCUUGUUAGCACUCUAGAGGUCACAUUUAUGACUGUAUGUUCAUGAAACUUAGUCAGAAUGUUUAAAUUGCUUACCUCUAGGCCAAGUUCGAAUCUGGGUCAUGUGGGGUCAAGAACUAGGUCACCAGGUCAAUUAAUAGGAGUGCAUGUUAACACUCUAUAGGCCACAUUUAUGACCUGAACUUAUGGAACUUGAUCAGAAUGUUAUUCUUGAUGAUCUUAAGGUAGAGUUUGAAAUAGGGUAAUCAAAGGUCAAAAACCAGACCACUAGGUCAAAUCAUAGAAAAACUUUGAAAACACUGUAGAGAUUACAUUCUCUCUUUGAUCACCAUGAAACUAUGUCAGAAUGUUUGUGUUUAUGAAGUCUAUGUCAAGUUUGAAACUGGGUAACCGGAGUUCAAGAACUAGGUCACGAAGUCAAAUCAUAGGAAACAUUGUUAAAACACCAUAUUUUCUACUUUAUCUAUAUGAAACCUGGUCAGAAUGUAUACUUAUUACAGCAAGGUAAGGUUUGCAAUUGGGUCAUCCGUGAUAUUAAAAAAAACUUGGUCACUAGGAAGGAUCUAACCCACUGUCACAAUUGCCCUCUCCCUGAAAACACUUAUUUCACACUUGAAUGGGAUCAGGUGAGCAAUGUUAAUUUAACACUUUACAGUUCAAUGUAUGUUCUAUGGGUAUGCCAUGACAUAUUGACAUCUGUAUUUUUCUUGUAAAUCCUUAGAUAUAUUCACCAAUUUUGAAAUUAUAUUUCAAAAGAUGGACACUAAUAAAUUGUAAACUGUU